UUCAUUUUGUCCGGUCUCCUGGCGCUCACUUCUUUCAAGUUUCCUUCCUUCACCCACUCCACCUCGAGUCUCGCGUCUCCAUUCUCCCGCAGAGAGAGAUAGAGAGCGACAAAGAGAGUAUUAAACAAUUCUGCUGAUGAUUCCUCUGCUGCUUCUUCUCUGUAGAGAUAUAUAGACACUGAUAGAUCUAGACAGAGGAACAGAAGAGGCAGUGACAGUGUUUUGCUUGGCAGGAAAUGACUGUUUUUGGACAUUCAGGUGGAGGCGGCGGUUUCCUGGCCGGAAAGCAGGUUUUUCCGGUGAACUACGAAGCUGAGGUGUCACGACGCCUUCUGGAAGCUUCGCAUUCCAACGAUCUAGCAGCGGCGCUUGAGUGCCUCCAGGAUUCCUUCGUCGACGUCAACUUCGUCGGCGAUGUUUGUCUCAAGGUGCGCAAGGCGGAGGUGGUGCUGCGCGAGGAGUCUCCCAACGAAGUUCGAGUCGGUUACGAGGAGUUUAAGACCGACGUCACCGCAUUGUUCCUGGCCGUGCAUAACGGCAAUGUCGCACUCGUGAGGAAACUGCUGAGUAUUGGAGCAGAUGUGAACCAGAAACUUUUCAGGGGAUAUGCUACUACAGUAGCUGUGAGGGAGAACCACCUUGAGAUUUUGGAGAUGUUAAUCAAGGCUGGGGCUUCUCAACAGGCCUGUGAGGAAGCUUUGCUAGAAGCCAGCUGUUAUGGACAUGCAAGGAUAGCAGAGUUGUUAAUGGGAUCUGACCUCAUUCGGCCUCGCAUUGCUGUACAUGCUCUCUUUACUGCAUGCUGCAGGGGAUUUGCAAAUGUGGUGGAUGCUCUCCUGAAGUGUGGAGUGGAUGUGAAUGCAAUUAGUCGUGUGCUUCUCCAGUCAUGCAAACCUUCUCUGCACACAAAUGUUGACUGUACAGCUCUUGUGGCUGCUAUCGUUAGUAGACAAGUCUCAGUAGUCCUUCUUCUGCUUGAGGCUGGUGCUAAAACUGAUGUUAAAGUUCGGCUUGGAGCAUGGUCAUGGGAUGCAGCUUCAGGUGAAGAAUUCAGAGUAGGUGCUGGGCUAGCUGAUCCCUAUGAUAUUACUUGGUGUGCUGUGGAAUACUUUGAAGAAAGUGGUGCCAUUUUGCGCUCUCUUCUCGAGCACAUGCCUCCUAACGUGUCUCACUGUGGAAGGACUCUGUUACAUCAUGCCAUUCUUUGUGGCAAUGCAGGAGCUGUCAAGGUACUUUUAGAAUGUGGUGCUCAUGUGGAGUCUCCAGUUAAAACCACCCGGAAAACUGAGUUCUGCCCUUUACAUAUGGCUGUACGCCUUGGAUUUUCAACUGUUCUCAAGUGUCUAAUUGACUUUGGCUGUGACUUAGAUUCAAAAACAGAAGCCAGUGAGACAGGUGUUAUGAUCUGUGCUAGAUACAAACAAGAAGAGUGCCUCAAAAUCUUGCUAAGACAUGGUGCUGAUUUAGGCUUAGUAAAUACAGCCGGUCAAUCAGCAAGUUCGAUUGCUGGUUCCAACCGAUGGCAGCUUGGUUUUCAGGAAGCAGUCCUGAGCAUCAUCCGCAAUGGAAAGGUUCCUAAGUCAAGCAAUAUGUCCAUAUUCUCUCCUUUACUGUUUGUUGCUCAAUCUGGAGAUGUUUCGGCACUAAAAGCUCUCAUUGAGCAAGGGAUCAAUCUUGAUAAUCAAGAUGAAAACGGUUUCUCUGCUGUUAUGGUUGCUGCAAGGGAAGGCCAUGUUGAUACCUUCCGGUUGCUUGUAUUCUCUGGAGCCAAUGUCAGACUCUGCAAUAAGUCUGGGGACACAGCACUAACACUCUGUGCCCUGAAUCACAAGCGUGAUCUCUUUGAAAAGGUUUUGCUCGAGUUCGCUAUUGAACAAGGUAACCGUUAUGCUGGAGGAUUUUAUGCUCUACAUUGUGCUGCUCGUCGGGGUGACUUGGAUGCGGUGAAACUGUUAUUAAGUAGGGGUUAUGACGUAAACGUAUCUGACGUGGAUGGUAACACACCACUUAUACUGGCAGCCCGUGAAGGUCACAGCCAGGCAUGUGAACUAUUGAUCUCUCACGGAGCUUGUUGUAACGCCAAGAAUGCAAAGGGUGAAACUGCGCUCUCACUAGCAAGAACAAAACAUAAAAAUGAGGCAGAGCACAUCAUAUUAGACGAACUUGCUCGAAAACUGGUCUUAACUGGCUCCCAUUUACAGAAACACACAAAGGGAGGCAAAGGGGGUCUGCACAUAAAAGAAGUUAGAAUGCUGGAAGGCGGAAUCUUGUGCUGGGGAAAAUCAAGCAGGCGCAAUGUGAUAUGCCAGGCAGCAGAAGUCGGCCCCAGCAUUUGCUUUCGAAAAACUAGGCAACGGAAGGGUGACGCAGAAGAGGCAGGACUAUUUCGUGUCAUCACAACAAAGAGCAAGGAAGUGCACUUUGUGUGUGAGGGUGGAUUUGAGAUGGCGGAGUUGUGGGUGAGGGGACUAAAGCUUGUGACAAGAGAGGCUGUUUCCGGCAGAGGCAAUGUAGGUAUUUAGGCUAUCUUAAAAGCUUUGUGCAGUAGUACUUCACCUCGAAGCACUUUGAAGUUUGAACUUAGAUCAAUGUAAAUGUUUUCCAUAACAACGUCUUCGUACUCACAUUAUUUUUCUGCUACAUAUUGGGGUAGUAUUAGUAUAAGGCCUCCAAAUACCCCUUAGUAGAAUAAAACUUCUACUCCUAAAA
Molecule: messenger RNA, 2709 nt
Organism: Ipomoea nil (Japanese morning glory)
Lineage: Eukaryota; Viridiplantae; Streptophyta; Magnoliopsida; Solanales; Convolvulaceae
Product: ankyrin-3
Exons: 4
Coding region: 237-2522 (761 amino acids)
Molecular function (GO): protein binding
Source: RefSeq, a predicted model, not a curated record